CCUGGUGACUGAGAUGACAUCCUCUCUAAAGAUUUGGGGCAUACUCUUGGCCCUGCUUUGCAUCCUUUGCAGGCUGUGUGUAUACAGUAACAACAUUUACUGGAGAGAAUUCAUAAAACUUCAUUACUUAAGUCCAAGUCGAGAAUUCAAAGAGUACAAAUGUGAUGUCCUCAUGAGAGAAAAAGAGGCUCUGAAAGGCAAGAGCUUUCAUAUGUUCAUCUAUAGCUUAUGGUUCAAAAUUCAGCGUGCAUGCAUCAAUGAGAAGGGGAGCGACUGAUAUAGAAAUGCAUAUGUAUGGGCCCCAGGUGCCCUCAAAGUACUCGAGUGUCACUGGGAGAAGUACAACAAAAGGUACACAGAGAGCAGAAGCUUCAGCUACAUUGAAUUCCAUUGUGGCAUAGAUGGAUAUGUUGAUAACAUAGAAGACCUGAGGAUUAUAGAACCUAUCAGCAACUAGAAAGUCUAUGCACAUCCUCAGAUAUUGGUAGAGUAUUCAGUGCUUCCAAAGUGGUGGGCCCU
Molecule: messenger RNA, 519 nt
Organism: Gorilla gorilla gorilla (western lowland gorilla)
Lineage: Eukaryota; Metazoa; Chordata; Mammalia; Primates; Hominidae
Product: epididymal secretory protein E3-alpha
Exons: 1
Source: RefSeq, a predicted model, not a curated record